AUGGCGUUUGCCACGCUCGGUAUCUGCCAGUUGCAACAAGUCAGAGACUUCAGUGCCGGCCCUACCAAGGUAGGAAUGUAUUCCUACGUUCCAAAGAAUAUCAAGGCUCCGGCACCUAUCAUCGAGGUUUUGCCACUUGCGGACAGACAUGGCAUCACCCUGAUCUUUCCAAACUCAAAAUCCGGUGGUGGCUGCUUUGAUGUCGCUUCGAAGGCUAUCGCGAACAUGGUCAAAUACGCGGUAGACAAGUACGGUGGAGACGCGAACAGAACAUUUGUUAUUGGAACCAGUUCUGGUGCGAUGAUGGCGAAUGUGCUUGCUGGUGUCUACCCAGACGUCUUUAAGGCAGCCUCCGUCUACUCGGGGGUUCCAGACGGAUGCUUCUACAUCCAGGCCAACGCAUGCGUAAAUGGUCAGCUCACUCAGACCGCACAGGCGUGGGGUGACUUGGUGCGGUCGUAUUAUCCGGGCUAUACAGGCCCUCGAACUAGGAUGCAAAUCCGACUCACUACGAAGAAGGACCCCGCCAAUAUACCCCAGAGUGGGUAUACCCAGACCAUCUAUGGAGACGGCACAUCGACGACGGCGCAGAUUGUGGGAUACAGCGCUCAAGGUGUCGGCCACACUGUGCCACAGCACCCGAACUUGGACAUCGCAUUUUUUUGGCAUCGCCACAGAGCGGCGAGUAGCAAGGGAGUAACUAGGGAUGCUUGA
Messenger RNA from Eremomyces bilateralis CBS 781.70, 714 nucleotides. RefSeq lists its product as uncharacterized. Gene Ontology annotation, cellular component: extracellular region. Gene Ontology annotation, molecular function: hydrolase activity. The coding region runs from base 1 to 714 and encodes 237 amino acids. The transcript has 8 exons. NCBI's taxonomy places the organism in Eukaryota, Fungi, Ascomycota, Dothideomycetes, Eremomycetales, Eremomycetaceae. The record is from RefSeq and is a predicted model, not a curated record.